Molecule: messenger RNA, 3117 nt
Organism: Porites evermanni
Lineage: Eukaryota; Metazoa; Cnidaria; Anthozoa; Scleractinia; Poritidae
Source: the annotation of a GenBank genome assembly
AUGGAGAAAAAUAUACGAAGAAUGUGUGACAUAGAUGAAUCGAGUAGACGAAGGGGUCGUACAAGUCGGACGGCAGAUUUCCUGCAGGCAGGAAUGGCAGGAAUGUGAAGUGGCAGGGACUUAUCGCUAUAAACUCGCUACUUGAAAGUCUUAUUACUGUCUGAAAUGAUCCUGUUAUCUUCAGAAGAUCUUUGUAAAUCCUUGUGAAUUUUUGGGUCUUUGUUGGGUCGAAAAGAGGUGGUAUGCGUAUAACACUGGGAUUUUUUCCACAUUCUGCUAGUGGGAAUGGGAUGUGAGCACUGGGAAGUGGGAUUUCGAAAAAAGAUGGGCUGGGAAAUGCGACUGGUACCCCCCCUUCAGGACCCUCAUUAGAAAUUGACCAUGUCCAUGUUCACUCUCGUUCGUCGGUUUCUUUGUCGUUGAUCGUUCGUUCAUACAUUCAUUACGUUCAUUUUUUUUUUCUUCUUGCCUUAUUCCGACCACUUUUUUGUUAGUUAUUAUGUUCCUUUAAUUUUUUGCAUCCCUAAGUAUUGCUGAUGCAUGCCAUAAUCCUAAGUAUAAUUAACAAACUAAAUAUCUCAGUUAGAAAUACAAUUAUCGCUAUUAAGUUUAUUAGUUUUUUAGUUUAGGUACCUUUUUUGCUUAAAGGUGCUAAAUAGCAAAUUCUCUUUCAUGGUUAGGUGCUUUCUCAUCGACAACUGCAAGUCCCCCACAACUUGGCAAGUUGCUGCUGUUAAGGGUAAGCAAUCGCUUUCAGAGGGGAAAUGGUACAAGCUUCGUUUACGCCUCUCCAAAAGUUUUAUUCAUUGUCAAGUGGAUGGCUCAUCAACGAUGAUCAAAGUCAAAGACAGGAUAAAGAAAACAUAUGAGAUGUUAUUUCUCGCAGGUCUCCCCAAUUCGAACAAGCAGCAAAUACUGGAUAAUAACGAAACCUGUUUUCCAAAGGUUGUUAACUUUUCUGGAUGUAUUGCGGGCCUAGAAAUGAAUAUCGUCACUUCGUCAGGUGCACAGUCGCUUAAUACUACUCAUGCGCAACAGUUUGGAAACAUUUCUGAAAGUUGCACAGAAGCAAAGAGCUUUACCCUCUCCAUAUCCGAUAAGAAUUCUAAAGUUCUGUUUACGGUGAUCUAUAACAACCUAUGCAAUAUUUCAUUCGAAUUCCAAUUUCGAACAUCGCAGACCCACUCAUUUGUUGGAAAGAUUACAUCUCCAAUAUUGACAGCUUUGUUUUUUCUCGAUGAGGGAAAUAUAAAAGCGACAGUACGAUUUGAAAGCAUUGAUAGACAAAAGGCUGAUUUGUUUCAUUUAACCUCCGAUGGAGCUUCCCUUAAUAACAAUCAAUGGCAUAAAAUUACGUUGAAUGCACCUGAUGAAGUCGGAGUCGUCAACCUUUUCAUUGACGAUGAACUAAGGUCGAGUCAUGUACUUGGUAAUAAAAUAGAUUGUUCACGCCUUGCAAAUGUAAACAAAACCAGUUAUAGCAUAUUGCGUUUUGGACGCAAUGCUCGUAACUACCCUGGUUUUUGUGGAUGUCUACGCGACGUUUAUGUAAACAGUAUACCAGUAAACUUUAGCCAUCAUGACUUGUCUAAAGGGAUUUCUGUAGGGAAAUGCCACAAUUCAUCAGAGAAAACUCCAAGCUUGAUUUUUAAGAAGAAAAGUGAAAACUUCCCCCCGUUAUCUUCUACUGUGGUCACAUUUGUCAAUGCCAGGUCUCCAGAUAGUCAAAGGUAUGAACCUACCAGGAACCCAUCUAAUUCAUUCACAGCAGCAAGGAAUAAAAAUACGUCUGGUGGAAACCAUGAAAUACUUCUCCCUACGACGUCACUGUCAAGAAGCAACUCACAUUCCCAUAUUGAUAAAGUGUAUCCCAUUGCUAUUUCCCUUGCAGUUGGUAUUCUUAUGAUAUUUAUUGUUAUGAUGUAUAUCUUUGGAGCAGGGAUUAAAGCUAGGUGCCAAAAGUGUUGCGGGAAUGAACCAGAUGUCGAAGGAAAUACCAAACCAGAUCCCACCAGCGUCACAAUUCCUUUGAAAGAUUGUCCUCCAAGCCAACUUCCAGCUCAGUGUUUCCAGGGUUUGCGUUCGGAUGACCUAGAGCAAGGAUUAAACAACAAACGAACCCUCCCUGCGUCUGCAAACUGUGACCAGGGCAACUUCAACACCCAUCAAAACAUUUACCGAGCAGUAAAGAUGCUCGAUCCAAAUCCGGUGAAAGCUUGGCAAGAUCGUUAUCUAAGCCAAGCAAGUAGAAUACCCAAUUCGAAUUUGCUAACUGUACCUCAAUUCCACUUCAACUGCGUACAUGACUCUAUGAAGACACCAACUCGGAAAAUCUUGUCCAGCAAUCUUCAAGAAGAACUUGAAUCAUCUAGCUUGGCUCCACCUAGGGAAUACGUCACCAUGCAAAAACAAGGCUUUGGAAGAGACCAGUCCGAUACUAUCGUUAAUUUAUCUAACGAAGAAGAGGGAAGAAGACUUCUGACGGUCGCCAACUCGCUAAGUCCCAAGCACCUGUCUAGAGUUUAUUCAGGUCAUGAUUCUUUACCGAAGACUAAGAAAGCAACCAGCCUUUCGUGGGCAUACGGUACGCGCUUUAAUCGCCGUGGAUCAUCUGACACAGAUUGUAGUGACAUAGACAGGGUUAUAAGGAUGCGUUCACGAGGCAAAGCCAUCGGCAGCGAGAAAACCUCGAGUAUCCCACGUAGCUUAAAGGUGUUAAAGUCCAGUGUUCAUGAACAGGAAGGUUACUGGGGAUCGUACAGAAAUCAUUUACCGAAGGGUCGAAGCCUCCGCACCUUUACAGAGGAAGCACAUAUGCUACACUCUCUAAAGGAGGAAGACCGAGAGGUCGAAUCUAGCUGGCGACCAACCUUGUCCAUCUCAAACAGACUUAAAGUCUACUACACGGACACGUACGCGUUGUGGGGUCAAAAUAGGAGACCCUCUCUUCACGAGGCGUCCGUGCGACUAGGAGACUGUGUAACCAUUGGUUCUCAAGUUAGAUCUCUUGAUGGUUACACCAGCAGCUGUCCAGAAAGUAUCAACUGUCUUUCAGAAAAGGAUGACACAGGGCUACACAUUGGACGCUCCAAUCGUCUCACCACUUAUUACUUUUAA